AUGAAAAGGAGUACAUUGGAGGCUGCAAUUGAGCAUGAACUGAGAACAGCGAAUGUGGAGAACACUGAAAAUUUUUCGGAAGAAAAAUUGUUUAAUGUGAAGCAGGAAUGUCCUGAGGACGACGGUUUGAACCUGACACCAGGAGACAUCCCAGCUUCAGCAGCUACUGAACCUACGUUAGCUUUUCUUCUGUCAAAUAACAUCAACAAGAAAACAGAAGAGAUGGCAAAGGAGCCUCCUCAAACAUCCAGUGCCGGUUAG
Messenger RNA from Cooperia oncophora, 261 nucleotides. The record is from the annotation of a GenBank genome assembly. Lineage: Eukaryota; Metazoa; Nematoda; Chromadorea; Rhabditida; Trichostrongylidae.